Molecule: messenger RNA, 5851 nt
Organism: Stegostoma tigrinum
Lineage: Eukaryota; Metazoa; Chordata; Chondrichthyes; Orectolobiformes; Stegostomatidae
Gene: iars1
Product: isoleucyl-tRNA synthetase 1
Exons: 34
Coding region: 107-3904 (1265 amino acids)
Biological process (GO): isoleucyl-tRNA aminoacylation
Molecular function (GO): aminoacyl-tRNA deacylase activity; tRNA binding; ATP binding
Source: RefSeq, a predicted model, not a curated record
CUGAAAUAAGCCAAUCGGAGAAAGGGUAGUUGCCGGUGCGUUGGCGAUUGGUAGGGAACCGGCUUCUUGCCCUUGUGGUCUGCAGCAGAAGAGCUGAUUGUACAGAAUGGUUCAACCUGUGCCAGAAACAAUUAACUUCCCUGCAGAGGAAGAGCAGAUCUUAAAGAUUUGGAAGCUGUAUGAGUGUUUUCAAGAAUCUCUGAAACAGGCUAAAAAUCGACCCAGAUACACAUUUUAUGAUGGACCUCCAUUUGCCACUGGUCUUCCACAUUAUGGCCAUAUACUUGCGGGGACAAUAAAGGAUAUAGUAACCAGGUUUGCACAUCAGAGUGGAUUCAGUGUUGAAAGAAGAUUUGGAUGGGAUUGCCAUGGCUUGCCUGUGGAAUAUGAAAUUGAUAAGACAUUGGGAAUAAAAGGACCUGAAGAUGUAGCAGCAAUGGGCAUUGCUGAAUACAACAGACACUGUCGAGGAAUUGUGAUGAGGUACUCGAAUGAAUGGGAGUCUGCUGUUACCAGAUUGGGCCGUUGGAUUGAUUUUAAGAAUGAUUAUAAGACGUUGUAUCCUUCAUUCAUGGAAUCUGUUUGGUGGGUAUUUAAACAGCUUUAUGACAAGGGACUGGUCUAUAGAGGAGUGAAAGUUAUGCCAUUUUCUACUGCAUGCAACACGCCUCUUUCUAAUUUUGAAUCGCAUCAAAAUUAUAAGGAUGUUCAAGAUCCUUCUGUUAUUGUGACCUUUCCAUUGGAAGAGGAUGAAAGUGUUUCCUUGGUUGCUUGGACGACAACCCCGUGGACCUUACCCAGCAACCUUGCUGUUUGUGUCAGCCCAGAAUAUCAAUAUGUAAAAAUCAAAGACAACUCCAAUGGAAAUUUGUAUAUCAUGAUGGAAGCCAGGCUAGAAGCACUGUUUAAAUCUGACAGUGAAUACACAGUUCUAGAUAGGUUCAAGGGUGCUGCUCUCAAAGGCAAGAAAUACAGACCAUUGUUUGAUUAUUUCUCAAAGUGCAAAGAAACUGGAGCCUUCACUGUUCUUGUGGACAACUAUGUUAAAGAGGAAGAGGGUACAGGAGUUGUACAUCAGGCACCAUACUUUGGUGCAGAUGAUUUCCGUGUGUGUGUGGAUUAUGGCAUAAUCCAGAAAGAUUCAACACCAGUGUGUCCAGUGGAUGCAUCUGGCUGUUUCACAGCUGAAGUGAAGGACUUUGCUGGAUUGUAUGUUAAGGAUGCUGACAAGCAUAUCCUUAAAUAUCUGAAAGAGAAGGGCCGAGUAGUACGUAGCGGUACUUACAAGCACAAUUAUCCAUUUUGUUGGAGGUCGGAAACCCCACUGAUUUAUAAAGCUGUUCCAAGUUGGUUUGUACGAGUGGAACAUAUGGUGGAUAAACUGCUGGAGAACAAUGACAAAUGCUACUGGGUGCCAGAAUUUGUCAGAGAAAAGCGGUUUGGAAAUUGGUUGAAGGAUGCGCGUGAUUGGGCAAUUUCUCGGAACCGAUACUGGGGUACUCCUAUCCCUUUAUGGGUUAGCGAAGACUUUGAGGAAGUGGUAUGUGUGGGAUCAGUGGCAGAAUUGGAGGAGCUGAGUGGAAUUAAAGUUGAAGACCUUCAUCGCGAAAGUGUUGAUAACAUCACAAUCCCAUCAAACUGUGGAAAAGGUGUUCUGAAACGAGUUUCUGAGGUCUUUGAUUGCUGGUUUGAAAGUGGAAGCAUGCCAUAUGCUCAGGUUCACUAUCCUUUCGAAAACAAAAGAGAGUUUGAAGACACCUUCCCAGCAGACUUCAUUGCUGAAGGAAUUGACCAAACAAGAGGAUGGUUUUAUACCCUAUUGGUAUUGUCUACUGCUCUGUUUGGAAAGCCACCUUUCAGGAAUGUAAUAGUCAAUGGUCUAGUAUUGGCAAGCGAUGGUCAGAAAAUGAGUAAACGUAAAAAGAACUAUCCUGAUCCAAUGCAUGUUGUCAACAGCUAUGGUGCAGAUGCACUGAGGCUGUACCUCAUUAAUUCCCCAGUUGUGAGAGCAGAAAAUUUACGCUUUAAAGAGGAAGGAGUGAGGGAUAUUCUGAAGGAUGUUUUCUUGCCUUGGUACAAUGCAUACAGGUUCCUUGUUCAGAAUGUUCAGAGAUUGCACAAGGAAGAAGGUAUCCAGUUCCUUUUCAAUGAAAGUACUAUUGAGGACAGUGAUAACAUCAUGGAUAAAUGGAUACUUUCAUUCACGCAAUCACUAAUUCAGUUUUUCAAGGCAGAAAUGGAAGCAUAUAGACUUUACACUGUGGUGCCAAGACUAGUCAAAUUUGUGGAUUUAUUGACAAAUUGGUAUGUGCGAAUGAACCGCAAAAGAUUAAAGGGUGAGAGUGGCACAGAAGAUUGCCAAAGGGCUUUGAAGACCCUGUUCAGUGUUUUGUUCUCCAUGUGUCGGCUGAUGGCACCCUUCACACCUUUCAUCACUGAAAUGAUGUACCAGAAUUUGAGGCACUUAAUAGACUUAUCCUCAGUUCCGGACAAAGAUACACAUAGUAUUCACUAUCUUAUGCUGCCACAAGUGAGGGAGUCUGUCAUUGACCAACGUAUUGAAAGGGCAGUUGCUCAAAUGCAGUCAGUCAUUGACCUUGGAAGAGUGAUCCGAGACAGGAAGACGCUCCCAGUUAAGUAUCCUUUAAAAGAGGUUGUGGUCAUUCACCAGGAUUCAGAAGCACUUAAAGAUAUUGGAGCCUUAGAGAGCUAUAUUCUGGAAGAACUAAACGUCCGCAAGCUGACAUUAUCCACAGACAAAGGCAAGUAUGGCAUUCAGUUACGGGCAGAACCAGAUCACAUGGUUCUCGGAAAACGCUUGAAGAGUGCAUUCAAAUCUGUCACAGCAGCUAUCAAGGCACUCCAGAGUACGCAGUUGGAGGAGUUCCAGAAGACAGGAACCAUAGUUGUCGAAGGACAUGAGCUCCAUGAGGAAGACUUGCGCCUCCUGCAUACAUUUGAUCCAAAUGCAGGACUAAGUGCUCAGUAUGAAGCCCAUUCUGAUGCUCAAGUUUUGGUUCUUUUAGAUGUUACACCUGACCAGUCAAUGGUGGAUGAAGGAGUUGCACGAGAAGUUAUAAAUCGUAUCCAAAAGCUUCGAAAGAAGGCCCAUCUGGUGCCCUCAGAUGAGAUCACUGUCUACUACAGCUCUGAGCCAAAAGGAGAGUAUUUGGACAACGUCAUUCAGAGUCACAUUGAUUUUAUCUUAGGAACUAUCAAAGCCUCAUUGAAGCCCUACCCAGUUCCAGUUUCUGCUGGAGUGAUUAUACAGGAAAAAGCACAGCUGAAGCACUCGAAUCUAGAUUUGACACUCGUGAAAGGAGCCUCAAGUCCUGUUUUGGGCCUUGCUUGUGCAUAUAUCAAUCUUAAGGUGUGCGUGGAUGAAAACAAGCAAGAUGGUGUGGUACUACUGGAAAAUCCAAAGGGAGAUAAUGUUCUGGACUUUGUCAAGCUGAAAAAUGUGAUCAUCAACAUAUUUAAACUGCAGACAACCAAAAUAGCUAUCUAUCACGAUAACAGUGAACUAACCAAUGGGACUGAUCUGAUGAGUCUGAAUGGAAAGACUCUGUAUGUGACAUCUGGGUUUACACCAGCAGAAGCUGUUAUGAAGACUGAUACCCUGCUUUUCCAGUAUGUCAACUUGGAGCUGGUGAAUGCCAAGCCUCAAGAAUGUCUCAAAGGUACAGUUGGAGCUCUUUUGCUGGAAAACCCAACCGGUCAGAAUGGGCUGACGUAUGCUGGUCUUUAUCAUGAGGCAGCCAAAGUAUUUGGCCUCAGAAGCAAGAAGCUAAGAUUGUGCCUAGGUGAAACCAAAGCAGAAGAAAUUACAAAUGAUGCUUCAAUGAAAACGUUGAACAUGAAGACCGUUUACAUUCACGUUUUGCCGACAACAGCAGAGUCCUAAGAUCUGUACAGAUAUUUUAGUUCUUAUGAAUGCUGCAUUAUGACCAUGUUGUACUGCUAAUGGAUUAUCCAUACCUGGAUUUAAUUUUGAAAAUUUAAAAAUGUUGUUUGACUGUACACUUUGACACAUCACUGAAGAUGAUUGAAUGCUAUUUCAUAAAAUUACAUUUUGUUUGAUGUCGUAUAUAGAUUAAUUUUCCUCAAACCUUAGCAAGGAUAAUCUACAGUUGGACAUUAUAACAACAUAGGCGUGAAGGAGGCUACAGGUGGAAAGGUAGAAGUGCGAAGUCAGUCAGUUCUUCCUUUCAUUCUUCUGAGUACUUGAUCUCCUCCAUGCUAUUGUACUAAGCAGAAGCCAGGCAUUCUCCCAGAGAGGGAUGGGAAUUCAUUUUAAGGCUGAUGAUGAUGGUUCUUUCUAGCUUGAUCGGAAUAACAUUUGUAGAGACCUUGGAGGCAUCUUCUGCUUUAGGUGCUUUAUGGGAGCUGGAGGCACAAAGGAUACAAACAGAGAUUGAAGCAUCAGAAAAAUAUAUAAUUGAGCAGAUGACAACAAGAUACAUUGAGAACAAGAGAAAAAUUAAAUCUGAAGCUUCAAAGUUUCCACAAUCAUCUUCAUCUUUUCUGAAGUCCCCAUUUUGCACACUGGUUAUGCAACAAAAUUAUGGAAAAGAUUAUUAUGCCUAAAUCUCUGUAGCAUUAGCUUAGAUCUUUGCAGCAUCAGAAUGAAAAAUUGCUGUCUAAUAUUUUAGACUGAACUACCAAUUCUACUGUUUAGAUUUUUUUCUUCCAAAACAAUUAGGUCUUGGCAUUUUGUCCCCUUUCUUGUGGGCACUAUUUCUAACAGUUAAACUGAGACUGUAGACUUUUAAAUGAUGCCACCAGGUUCUUUUGUGGCUUCUUUACAGAAAAUGUUACCCUGCUAAUGUUCACUGUAUCUUAAUCACGCAAAAGUGGUUCAGACCUCAUGGUCUGUUGAAAAAUACUUCUUUGGAUACAAUGUCUGCAUGCAGAUCAUUGGGGAGCUUGGUAAAUGCAUGUGAAUCAAAUUACAUAUUUCGCUGCAUUACAUUGGAUGGAAUUAAUUUGACAAACCAUUGUGGAAUUUGCAUUUUGACUUCAAGAUCAUGUAGUCCAGUUUCAAACUUUUGAGUGGAGGUUGCAAGUCAACCACUGAUAUUUGGGACCGGUGUUUAGAUUGGAGUCUUUAGGCUUUGGGUUUCAUAUACAUUCUAUUCAAUUUUAGCUCAGAUGUCAGAUUGUUUUUAUGACUAACAAUUAAGCUGGCCUGCACAACAUAUACUUUACAAAAUGCAAACAUUGCCACUUUGAAAAUAAGUUUCUCUUUGGUAAAUGUGAUGUGAACAGAAAAUGCAUUGGACUCUUAUUCAAUAUAAUUGUCACAUCAGCAGUUAUGUUGUCAUCACAUGCUUGCACUACACUAUUUCGAUAGACUCUCUUUUUGUAUUCGCAUUGUGUUAACUCCAGUAUACAUCCUUUGUCCCAUGAAUUUUAAGUUCAUAUCUCUGGUACUAACAAACUAAUAUUUUCACAAUGGUAUAUUGUAGGAAUGAACAUGUUGCUCGUAACUCUAUUUCAGUAACUUUCAAACAGCCUCUGCAGAAAAUGCCUUCUUUAACGUUGAAACUAUGCAAUGCAAUUCCCCACAAAUGGGCCAAAAUGGUUUGGAUAACUAGCAACUUACAACUGCUAAAGUACAUUUUGGAAAUUCUUGUUUUGUUAUACAGUUAUAUAUGUGCCUAGGAAUUGUGUAUUUUUCAAAUGUUAAGCAUUCCUGUUGCUUCUGUAGUAAUUGCAUUACUCCUGAAGACCCAUAGGGAAAGAAAAUUACUUUGGGCUCAUAUUCAGUUAUAAAAUUUGGGUUCAGAUUAUUUGUUUCUCAGUACAUGAACUAACUUUAAAUAAAUACAACAAUGUGAUGUAGUGAUAA